Gadus morhua (Atlantic cod) is the source of this 3284-nucleotide messenger RNA. Its product is annotated as Filament_head and Filament domain-containing protein. Gene Ontology annotation, molecular function: structural constituent of cytoskeleton. Lineage: Eukaryota; Metazoa; Chordata; Actinopteri; Gadiformes; Gadidae. Gene Ontology annotation, cellular component: intermediate filament; cytoplasm. Gene Ontology annotation, biological process: intermediate filament organization. The record is from RefSeq and is a predicted model, not a curated record. The transcript has 11 exons. The coding region runs from base 126 to 3005 and encodes 959 amino acids.
UGAGGUCUGCCUAGGUUCUAAAGAGGAAGACUAAAGUUCCAGACCUAAAAGGGAAACAAAAUCCGCCCACAUUCCCUACUGUGUACAAGGGGCCAAACGGUACAACCACCACCACCACCACCACCAUGAGUCACAGUCCGGAAAGGAUCUCGUCCUACCGCCGUCACUUCGAGGACAGCUCCAGCUCGUCCUACCAGGUCCGGGUGUCCAGCCCGUCCCCUACCCGGAGAAAUGGCCGCACCGCUUCUGUCGGUGUGUCCCGCUGCCCUGGAGCCGGCAGCACGCGCACAGAGUCGAUGGGAAGAAGGACCGCCUCUGCUGCACGAAGAACCACCCGUGUGUCUGGAUCUAGUGCUAGCAUGGGCACCGUAGCAUGCAUAGGUUUAGACGGAGUGCCCGCCAUCGACCUGGACGUGGCGUCUGCCGAGAACCAGGAGUUCCUCAGCACUCGCAACGGCGAACGCCGGGAAAUGAUUGUCCUCAAUGACAGACUGGCUGUAUACAUCGACAAGGUUCGAUCGCUGGAGCAGAAGAACCAGUUGCUGGAGACUGAGAUCGAGGCCUACCAGAACCGGUUCCAGAAGCCGACGGGUCUGCGCCUCCUCUAUGAGGAACAGCUGAAGGAGCUGAAGAAGAUCGCUGAACAGAUGAGAGUUCAGCGGGACAUUGCCUUGGCCUCUAAGGAGUCCACAUCUGCUAACUUGGCAUCAUUAAAGAUCAAGUAUGAGGAGGCAUUGGAGCUGAGGAGGAAAGCCGAGCUCGACAUUGAGAACUUCCGCCCAGAUGUAGACAAAGCCACAUCCUCGAGGAUCGCCUUGGAGAAACAGCUAGAGCAGCUGGAAGUAGAAAUUGAGUUCCUGAAACGGGUCCACCAACAGGAAAUUGAGGAACUUUUGAAGCAGAUCUACUCAGCCCAUGCAUCAGCCGAGAGCGCCUUUGCCCUGCCUGACCUGGCCUCAGCCUUAAAACAAAUCCAGAAGCAGUACGAUGACAUUGCUGCCAAGAACCUCCAGGACAUGGAUGCAUGGUAUAAAAACAAAUUUGAAGACAUAACCAACAAGACCACAAAGCAUGUGGAUAAGGUUCGCGGAAUCAGAGAGGGAAUAGCUGGGGCCAAAAAAGAUAUCCUCAACAAAGAGAGAGACUUGGAUUCCAUGAAGACAAAGAAUGAUGGUCUUGAAGCCCAGAUCCACGACACACAAGAUAGGUACAAGAAGGAACUGGAAGAAUUGCAGGCCCGGAUUGAGGCCCUGCAGCAUGAGCUAAAAUCCACCAAGGGGAAGAUUGCGCUGCACCUGCGUGAAUACCAGGACCUCCUGAAUGUGAAGAUGGCUCUGGAGAUUGAGAUCACAACAUACAGAAAACUAAUUGAAGGAGAAGAUGUGCGGCUCGCUGGUAUGAUGCUCAAUGUGUCGUUCAUGAGCAGCAACUGCAUGAGCGCCAUUGGGGCUGGGACAAGCAUGGGUGGAGAAAACAUGGGCAGCACUGGCAUCGGAAGCACAGGAACCAGUGGCAAAAGUAUGGGGGGAGCAGGUACGGGUGGAGCAGGUAUUGGUGGCGUAGCAAUGGCUGGGGCUGCCGUGGGUGGAGCAGGAAUCAAUGAGACUGGCAUGGGUGGUGCUGGCAUGAGGGGAGCAAGCAUGGGUAGCAAUGGCAUAGGUGGAGUAGGAAUGGGUGGCGCAGGCAUGGGCGGUGCAGGCAUGGGUGAAUCAGGCACUGGUAGAGUGGGAAUGGGUGGGGCUGGUGGUGGAGCAGGAAUCAGUGGCAGAGGCAUGGGUGGUGCGGGCAUGAGUGGUGCUGGCAUGACUGAAGCCAGUAUGGGGGGUGUAGGCAUGGUGGGAGCUGGGAUGGGUGGCACUGGCAUGGGUGGUGUAGGAAUGGGCGGUGCUGGAGCCGGUAUUGGAGGUGUGGGCAUGGGUGGCACUGGCAUGGGUGAAUCAGGCAUGGGUGGUGUAGGAAUGGGUGUUGCUGGAGCCCGUAUGGGUGGUGUAGGCAUGGGUGGUGCUGGUUCCGGCAUGGGUGGGGCCGGCAUGGCUGGUUCCGGCAUGGGUGGGGCCGGCUUGGCUGGUUCCGGUAUGGGUGGUGCAGGCAUGGGUGGUGCUGGUUCCGGCAUGGGUGGGGCUGGCUUGGCUGGUUCCGGUAUGGGUGGUGGAGGCAUGGGUGGUGCCGGCAUGGGAGGCAGUGGCAUGGCUGGUGCCGGUAUGGGUGGUGCCGGCAUGGCUGGUGCCGGCAUGGCUGGUGCCGGCAUGGGAGGCACUGGCAUGGGUGGAGAAACAAUGGGCAGUGCAGCAAUCAGUGGCACAGGCAUUAAUGCAGGAAUGGGUGGUGCUGGCAUGGGAGGUGCUGUUAUGGGUGGUGCCGGUAUAACUGGUGCUGGUAUGGGUGGAGCUGGAAUGAGUGGGUUAGGCAUUGGGGGUGUAGGCAUGGGAAGUGGGGGGAUGGGAGGAAUGGGCGGAGCCGACAUGACUGGCGCUGGAGGAAUAGGUGGAGCCAACCUGUCUGGCGCUGGAGGAAUGGGCGGAGGCAUUCACGGAGUCAGGUCAAGGGGCAUGGAUGGAGGCCUGGACAGCAGUGCCGGGGGCGUACAUUCAGGCACCGAGGGCCAAGGAGGAAUGGGAGUGGGUCGUGUGGGGGGCUCGGGCCCUGAGGGGAUGGGCCGUGGGAGGAGUGUAGGUGGGGGCAGGGGUACUGGCUCUGGAGGAGCUGAUCUCUCAGGAGUAGCCAAUGGGUACGCUAGAACUGGGGGCGUGGCGGGAGGCAGUGGAGGAAUGGCUACCAUGGGCGGAUUGAGGAACAUGUCUGGAGAGUGCCUGGAUGGUGCCGGUUCAGGAGAUCCUAGGAAAGCCAUCGAUGCCUACGCAGAGCAAGCUGUAGAGUUGACCGAGAGAAGGACCGUACUUAUUAGGACCGUAAAAAACGAGGACGAGGUGCUGGAAACUGACCACCAUGAACAGACCUACAUCAUCAGCGGGGCUGCGGACGACUCUGACGAUGACCAAGCGUGAUUUAACCAUUUGACCUUCUUUGACCAUUAAAAAGCUAACCCACCCCACCCCCCUCUUUCCACUGACCAAUGACCAUGUCUGGAGCAUGACCUUCGCCCUUUGACCUGGACAUCAGGAGCAUGAAAGACGCCCUCACCAGCCGAGCUGCGUCUCUUCCUAUUGGGCUGCAAUGUGUCCCACAAGGGACGCUCAAUGUUUUCUCUACACUUUGCUUCGGUUUGCACUCCCCUUUUCUUUUUUUUCCUUCAAUGAGCUGCAAAUAAAGCCAUCAGCAUUCAA